Schistosoma bovis is the source of this 318-nucleotide messenger RNA. The record is from the annotation of a GenBank genome assembly. Lineage: Eukaryota; Metazoa; Platyhelminthes; Trematoda; Strigeidida; Schistosomatidae.
AUGCCACUCCUUACGGGACCAGAACGUGAACAGAUGCUUCCUCCUUUACUAAACAUCCACCAUUGGGAGUUGUGCCAACAUGGUUCUAGAGAGGCCAUACGACGCUCUUUUAUGUUUAAAAACUUUGAUGCAGCAUUCGACUUCAUGAAAAAAAUAGCGGACAAAUCCAAAAUUAUGAAUCACCACCCUGAAUGGUUCAAUGUGUAUAAUAAGGUGGAUAUACUACUCACUUCACAUGAUGCAGGAGGUCUUUCACGACGAGAUAUUGAUCUUGCCAAUUUCAUCAAUGAUGCAGCGUUUGAAUACCAAGCAAAAUAA